AUAGGACAUGACAUAACAAUUGACAUAAAACAUAUGAUUUUAUUUGGCAGGUGACUAUCCAGUAUACAGCCAUUUUCAAUAAAGGAAAAACUUAGCUAGACAGAAACUUUUAUUAGUAAUAAUGAUAAAUUUUAUAUAUCAAAUAUUAUAAAUAUAAAUUAUUCAAUAUGUAACUCUGAAUCAAAAUAAAUCUUUACUCCCUAUUUUUAUGGAAUAAUUGUAAGUAGACUAUCCGCAUUAAAAAAGAAGACAAGUAGUUCGUAUAUUUCGUAGUUCAGUUAUCUCAAUGAGAUGGCUACCGUAUUAAAUUUAAGUAAAUUUCAUUUAAUACUAUUAAAUCAUAAUUUAAGAUUUACUACAUACAAAAGAAAAUUAUCAUUUAAUUUGCAUAAAAAGAAGAUAUUAAACCCAUAUAUAGUUGGAACAUGUUCUGUACAAAAGGAUUACACUACAAAACUUGAAAAAAACUCAGAAAGCAAAACUGCCCAGGGUGGUAUUUUGGCAGGAAUUAUAAGUAAAACGAACAACAGUGCUCCAAAGCCUCAACCAAUUAGAGGAUGUUUUCACCCAGGAGCUUCAGCUUUAGCGAGAGAAUCUAUACCUUUAAAAAAUCAUACCCCUGUUACAGGAAUUCAAAUGAUACAAAGCAUGUUACAAUACAUUUGGCCUGCAAAUGACCAAUAUUUACGAAAUAGGGUGAAAUUAGCAGUGUCUUUACUAGUCGGAGCCAAGCUAAUGAAUGUUUGUGUUCCUUUUAUUUUUAAAUAUUCCGUGGAUUAUUUGAAUGUAGGACAUACUUUAAAUAUGGAUACAGCUCCUGAGACGGUAGCCACAAUAGCAACUAGUUUAUUAUUAGGGUAUGGUAUAGCUAGGGCAAGUGCUGCAGGUUUUAAUGAAUUAAGAAAUGCAGUUUUUGCCAAAGUUGCACAACAUUCCAUUAGAAAAAUAGCAAAAAACGUGUUUCUCCAUCUCCACAAUCUAGAUCUGGCCUUUCAUUUACAACGACAAACAGGUGCUCUUUCUAAGACAAUAGAUAGGGGAUCAAGAGGUAUAAAUUUUGUAUUAACAGCUAUGGUGUUCAAUAUUGUUCCUACGAUUUUUGAACUUGCCUUGGUUUCUUCCAUAUUGGGAAUUAAAUGUGGAGCUAUAUUUGCAGGUAUUUCAUUGGGUUGUGUUAGUAUUUACACGUUUUAUACUUUAAUUAUAACACAAUGGAGAACGCAGUUUAGAAUAUUUAUGAAUAAAGCUGAAAACGAAGCAGGAAAUAAAGCUAUUGAUUCACUAAUAAAUUAUGAAACCGUAAAGUACUUUAAUAAUGAAAAAUACGAAGCGGAAAGAUACGAUAGUUCGUUGAAAAAAUAUGAAUCCGCCAGUUUGAAAACAGCAUCUAGCUUAGCUUUGUUAAAUUUUGGACAGAACGCUAUAUUCAGUGCUGCCUUAAGUGGAAUUAUGAUUUUGGCUGCUAAUGAAAUUCUCAAAGGUAAUAUGACUGUGGGAGAUUUGGUUAUGGUAAACGGAUUAUUGUUUCAACUAUCGAUACCGUUAGGAUUCCUGGGAAGUGUAUAUAGAGAAAUUAGACAAGCCCUUAUAGAUAUGCAAACCAUGUUCACACUUAUGGCUAUGGAUAGUGCCGUUAAGAGUAAACCUAAUGCGCCUUAUUUACAUGUCGAUACAAAAAAUUCUAUAAUAAAAUUCGAAAAUGUAUGCUUCGAUUAUGGUUCCGGAAAGGAAAUUUUUAAAGAUUUAAAUUUAACUAUUGAGCCAGGAAAAAAAGUUGCCAUUGUAGGUGGAUCGGGAUCAGGGAAAUCAACUCUCGUUCGUCUACUAUAUCGAUUUUACGAACCUUCUAAAGGAAGGAUACUAAUCGGUAAUCAAGAUAUCCGUGAUGUAGACUUGGAAAGUUUACGACGUUCAAUAGCCAUAGUGCCACAAGAUAGUGUUCUAUUUCAUGAUACUAUUAGACACAACUUACAUUAUGGUGACCUACGUGCUGGUAAUGAAGAAGUCAUUAAAGCAGCGCAAUUGGCGGAAAUUCACGAUUCAAUAAUAAGUUGGCCCGAAGGUUACGAUACACAAGUCGGUGAAAGGGGGUUAAAAUUAAGCGGGGGAGAAAAACAGAGAGUGGCGAUAGCCAGAGCCAUUUUGAAGAAUUCUCCCAUUCUAAUAUUCGAUGAAGCUACAAGCUCGCUGGAUUCUAUAACUGAGCAUAAUAUCCUUCUGGCAUUGAGGAAUGCAACUAAAGGUCGAACUAGUAUUUGUAUAGCUCACCGUCUCAGUACGAUCAUGGAUGCUGAUGAAAUUAUAGUUUUGGAAAAUGGACGAGUUGCAAAUACUGGUACACAUAAAUCUCUACUCGAGAGUAACGAAGGUCUUUAUUGGAAAUUAUGGAGUACUCAAAAUCAAACUCAUAAGUUCAAUGAAAAAUUACUUUAACUUAAUUUAUUUUCAAACACAAAAAGUUGAGAUCUGGAAUAAUGUUGAUAUUUUAAAGAAAAUUGUCCGUUUAGUUUGAUUCAUUUUAAUUCAGUAAUUUUUUUUAUAACCAGGUAAAAAUUUUAUGUUGCCAACAUUUAAUUGGAAAUGUAUUUUAAGCGAAAUACGAUGUAAGAAUGAAUCGGAGAACUUUCCUUUUCAGACUAAAAAUAUAAAAAUUACAUGUCACCAGAUUUUUCUUUUAGUUAAAUUGUGGAAACUAGUUUUUCGAUGAUGAACGUAACAAAAAAUUCAUUUAAAAUAUUAUAAUUGUUCCAUUUCAAUUUAUUUUUUAAAUUUGUGGGUUUAAUAUAAUAAUCCACUUAACAAUGGCAUAGUUCUCUGUCAUUUUUGUUUUUAUUUUGACAUAGUACUAUUUUCCACACUAAAAUUUAAUUUUAUGGAAAUAAUUCAGUCCUCAAAUUUGGUAUGAGCCAUUCCAAAAUUAAACUUUUUAAAUACUUGCUUAGUAUUUGGAAUAUAAAAUAAUUAAUCAACAAAGUACAAAAAAAUGUCUGAUCAUAGUCUGUGACUUCUAUUUUGGUUUCAUCCCUUAGGAGCUCCAAAUAUUUUGAUAUAUUCUAAAGAAGCUUCUCCAGAAUAAAGGAAAA
Diorhabda carinulata is the source of this 3083-nucleotide messenger RNA. RefSeq names its product iron-sulfur clusters transporter ABCB7, mitochondrial (gene ABCB7). Gene Ontology annotation, biological process: intracellular iron ion homeostasis; transmembrane transport. Gene Ontology annotation, molecular function: ATP binding; ABC-type transporter activity; ATP hydrolysis activity. Gene Ontology annotation, cellular component: mitochondrial inner membrane. The coding region runs from base 292 to 2433 and encodes 713 amino acids. The transcript has 11 exons. NCBI's taxonomy places the organism in Eukaryota, Metazoa, Arthropoda, Insecta, Coleoptera, Chrysomelidae. The record is from RefSeq and is a predicted model, not a curated record.